AUGUCAGCACUGGGAUCAAUGUCAUCAAUAGCCAUUUCCUACGAAGAAAACGGUCCUGUUUUCUGCGGCCUGAAAUCAGAUGGUUCCCAUUUGGUAACAUGCUAUGGCUCAAACUCAGCGAUAAUCUAUGGAACGCCAGCUCACUUCCCAUUCACUGGUUUAACCGCUGGCGACGGCGUUGUCUGCGGGAUGCUCAUAGAUUCCAAUCAACCUUACUGCUGGGGAACGAGUGGGUACAUUCAAAUGGGUGUCCCUCAACCUAUGAUAAAAGAUGCUGAGUAUGUAGAAAUCAGUGCAGGAGAUUACCAUUUGUGUGGUUUGAGGAAGCCAUUGACAGGCAGGCUUAUAAACAACUCCCUUGUAGAUUGCUGGGGCUACAACAUGACCAAGAACCACGAAUUCGACGGUCCAGUGCAGUCAAUUUUGGCUAGCUACGAGUUCAACUGUGGGCUGUUUGCUUUGAACAGGAAGGUUUUUUGCUGGGGUGAUGAGACCAGUAGUAGAUUGAUUAGCUUGAUCCCCAAGGAAAUGAGGUUUAGGGAAGUUUCUGCUGGUGGGUAUCAUGUUUGUGGGAUUUCGGAAGGUGUUGAUUCGACCCCGUUCUGCUGGGGGAAGAGCUUGGACUUGGAGGGAGAGAUGGCGAUGGAGAUGAUGGAAAUGGAGAAUUCUUCUGGCGAGAGCACCCCACCUCCUAGUGGCAUUAAGGUUUACCAGAUUGCAGCUGGGAAUUACUUCACCUGUGGAAUCCUCGCCGAGAAAGACCUCUCAACAGUUUGCUGGGGGUUUGGAUUCCCUACUUCCCUCCCACUGGCUGUCCCUCCUGGACUGUGUAACACUGCUCCAUGUGCUUCUGGAACCUACGAGCUCAAUUCUUCUGAAAAUAUCAAUAACGUGCCUUGCAAGGCUCUUCCUUCGGCUUCUCAUGUAUGCUUACCUUGUACCAAUGGCUGCCCUCCUGAGAUGUAUGAGAAAGCUCAGUGCACAUCGAAAUCGGAUCGACUAUGCGAGUACAACUGCUCAGCUUGCUACUCUACUGAAUGCUUCUCGAGCUAUUCUUCUGGGGAGAAGAAUAAGAAGGAGAAGAAGGAUGAGAGGGGUUGGUCGAUUCAGCUGCUUGUGAUUGUUGCAGAGGUUUCAUUUGCUGUGUUCUUGGCGGUCUUUGUGUCCGCAACUGCUGUUCUGUACGUUAGGUACAGAAAUAAGAAGAGCACAGACCUUCACGUACGAGGAGCUCAACAAGGCAACAAACGGCUUCAAAGACGAAUCCUUCGUCGGCAAAGGCAGCUUCUCACGUGUCUACAAGGGAGUCCUGAGAAACGGCACCGUGGUAGCAGUGAAAAGGCCAUGGUCUCUUCAGAACAGCAGAAUAACUCCAAGGAGUUCCACACGGAGCUCGACCUUCUGUCGAGGUUGAACCAUGCUCAUCUGUUGAAUAUGUUGGGAUACUGUGAAGAAGAUGGCGAGAUGCUGCUUGUGUAUGAGUUCAUGGCUCAUGGCUCAUUGCACCAGCACCUCCAUGGGAAGAGCAAAGGGUUGAGAGAGCAGAUGGAUUGGGUUAGGAGGGUGACCAUUGCGGUUCAGGCAACGAGAGGGAUUGAGUACUGGCAUGGCUAUGCUUGCCCUCCUGUGAUCCACCGCGACAUUAAAUCGUUGAACAUUCUGAUUGACGAGGAGCAUAAUGCAAGGGUGGCUGAUUUCGGGCUCUCCCUGCUUGGACCAGUUGAUAGUGGUUCUCCCCUGGCUGAGUACAUCAGAUACCUUGAUCCGGAGUACUAUAGGCUCCAUUACCUCACGACCAAGUCCGACGUCUACAGCUUUGGGGUUCUGCUGCUUGAGAUACUGAGUGGGAGAAAGGCCAUUGAUAUGCAGUUUGAGAUUAGAGGCAAGGAGAGGCCAUCAAUGGACAAAGUAACUACUGCACUAGAACGCGCCCUUGCACAGCUAAUGGGUAGCCCCUGCUACGAGCAGCCGAUACUGCCAACUGAGGUGGUGCUGGGGAGCAGCCAGAUGCACAAGAAAUCGUCGCAGAGGUCAUUGAACCGGUCUGGCUCUGAGGCAGUUACCGAGGUGGUGGUAGCAGCAGCAGAAGGGGAGGAACAGAGGAUCGAGUUCAGAGCUCCAUCACGGAUAACAUUCCCCAGUGUGACUUCCUCUCAGCGAAGGAAGUCGUCGGUGUCUGAGGCGGAUGUCGAUGGCAAAGCUUCGGAAACAAGAAAUGCUGUAUGUGGUGCGGGUGGGAAUGCGUUGAGGAGUUUGGAGGAAGUGAUUGGUUCUGCUUCUCCUCAAGCGAAUUUGUACCUACAGCAUAAUUUCUGA
Messenger RNA from Linum tenue, 2316 nucleotides. NCBI's taxonomy places the organism in Eukaryota, Viridiplantae, Streptophyta, Magnoliopsida, Malpighiales, Linaceae. The record is from the annotation of a GenBank genome assembly.